Molecule: messenger RNA, 1562 nt
Organism: Saprolegnia diclina VS20
Lineage: Eukaryota; Oomycota; Saprolegniomycetes; Saprolegniales; Saprolegniaceae
Exons: 1
Coding region: 8-1477 (489 amino acids)
Biological process (GO): proteolysis
Molecular function (GO): peptidase activity
Source: RefSeq, a predicted model, not a curated record
GCAUCUGAUGCCGCAGUUGCGCGCCUGGUCGGCCUCUUUGAGGUUCCGCCCGCUUCGACCAGGUGGCGCUUUGCUAGUUGGGUGCGUUUAUCCGCUCGGUGGUCCCUUGUUCAUUUUCGAUUUCAUAAUGGCGACCGUGCAUUCCUCGGGCCUGGCCAAGCUUCCGGGCGGCGUCCACAGCCGCGACCACCGCAUCACGGUGCCACUCGACCACUUUGACGCGACCAACCACGAAACCAUCGAGGUCUUUGUGCGCGAAGUCGUCGCCGACAAGCACCUCGCGAACGACCAUUUGCCGCUGCUGCUGUACCUCCAGGGCGGCCCAGGCUUUCCGUCGCCGCGCCCGGGCGCGCCGCCGUCUGGCUGGCUCAAGAAGGCCCUCGAGGACUACCGCGUCCUGCUCCUCGACCAGCGCGGUACGGGCCUCUCGACGCCUAUCACUGCGCAGUCGUGCCGUGACUUCAAGGACCCGGACGCGCUCGCGGCCUACUUGCGCCACUUCCGCGCCGAUGCGAUCGUGCACGACGCCGAGCUCUUUCGGUCGAGUGUGUUUCCGGACCUGAACCUGACGCUGCUCGGGCAGUCGUUUGGCGGGUUUUGCAUCCUCUCGUACCUCUCGUUCUUCCCCGGGUCGCUCGACCGCGUCCUCUUCACAGUCGGUUUGGCGCCGGUCGGUGCGUCCGCCGACAAUGUAUACGAAGCCACGUACGCCAAGAUGGCCGAACGCAACCGCCGCUACUAUGCGCGGUACCCCGAAGAUACGUGGCGCGCGGCCAAGAUCGCGCACCACCUCAUGCACCACCCGGCGGCGCUGCCCGGCGGCGGUGUCCUCACGGCGCGCCGGUUUGCAACGCUCGGCGCGCAGUUUGGCUUUGCGGGCGGCAUGGAGACGGUCCACUACCUCCUCGAAGGCGCGUGGCUCAACGAAGACGAGCUCUCCUCAGGCUUCCUCGCCGGCGUCGAGAGCCUCCAGGCCGGCUUUGACACCAACCCGCUCUACUUUGUGCUGCACGAAGCUAUCUACUGCGAUGGCCCCAAGGUCGCGUCCAACUGGUCGGCGCAGCGCGUCCACGCGGCCGGCGACAAGCGCUUCCACUGGGACCGCUUUGGCACGAUCACGACUGACAUGGACCCGCUCUACUUUUCCGGCGAAAUGGUGUUUCCGUGGAUGGCCGAGGACUAUGCGGGCCUGCGCUUCUUCAAGGCCGCGGCCGAGAAGCUCGCGGCGACGUCCAACUGGCGCCCGCUCUACGACCUUGAUGCGCUCAAGGACACGGAGAUUCCCGGCGCGGCGCUCGUCGCGUACGACGACGUGUUUGUCGACCGCGACCUCUCGCUCGCAACCGCGCGCCUCCUUGGCGACAACGUUGCUGUCUUUGUCUCGAACGAGUACCAGCACAGCGGCCUCCGCGACGAGCCGGCGCUCUUCGAGAAGCUUCUCAAGGCCUCCAAGGGCGAUCUCGUCUUGCCGUCGUAAGCUCGAUCCGCUGCAAUAAGAACUGAAAGUACGUGUUGUUAUAAAUAAGGGGCGAGGUCUUUUCGGAUCUCUUGGAUGGUGCAAA